Fonsecaea erecta is the source of this 3378-nucleotide messenger RNA. RefSeq lists its product as hypothetical. NCBI's taxonomy places the organism in Eukaryota, Fungi, Ascomycota, Eurotiomycetes, Chaetothyriales, Herpotrichiellaceae. The transcript is spliced from 6 exons. The coding region runs from base 1 to 3378 and encodes 1125 amino acids. The record is from RefSeq and is a predicted model, not a curated record.
AUGGAGCCGACGAAACGAACCCAGCCUCAUCCUGUUGUCAAGGAAGCUUUCACAAAAUUCGAGGCUCUUGUCGGAGCAAACGAUGCACGGCUGUUCAAAGCAACGACUCUCAAAGACGUGCGAGAAGCUGCGCGUAUUAUCGAGCGUGAUCAGUCGUCAAGAAGGAGCAUGCGGAACAUGAGACGCAUUGAGCCUCUGUUUGAUGCAUUGGAUUUACUAAGCGGCGCCAUCGACACUUUGUGCCAAGGGACUCCAUACUUGUGCUUCGUCUGGAAGGCUCCUAUCAAGCUCCUUCUGCAGAUCGCAGACGAGGACACCAAUGCCUUCGACCAGCUCCUCGACGCUUAUCGCCAAAUAGCGCAGAAUCUGCCCCGUCUCGGUCGCUUUGGUGCUGCAUUCGAUGACCACGAUGACUUUCAAGCUGUGCUCGCCGAGAUCUACAGCGACAUCCUCGAAUUCCACUCCCACGCGUACAAAUACCUGCGGCGCGGAGGUUGGAAACGUUUGUUCGAUUCGUCCUGGAGGGGUUUCUCUCGCCGCUUCAACGCGAUCCUGCAAAGACUAGCAAGAGGUCGGGACCUUAUCGACAAAGAAGCCCAAAGCUUCGCCAUUCUCGAUGCAAAAGCUUUUCGUCAGCAAAUUCUGGAAGAUAUCGAACGCACGGAGCAUGAACGUCAGGAGUGGCAAUUACGCGAUACCCUUGCCUGGCUCGACCUCAGGGGCCAGGACCUCGAACAAGAUGACUUGUUCGAGUGCCGGUCUAGGGCUCGCAAUCCCGGUACCUGCGCGUGGAUCCUGGAAAACUCCGCCCUCCGCUCAUGGCUUGAUCCCGAGGACAGCCGGCCUCAGCUCUGGUUGCGUGGGAUACCGGGCUCAGGGAAAACUACUCUCGCAACCUAUAUCUACGAGAAUGCCCCAAUCCCACCCAAGGCAACGAUGCUCUACUGUCUGUGCUCCUAUGGUUUUGCCGGAUCUGAAGUCAGUGUUUGCGGGCUCAUGUUCCGCUCUCUCAUCGCGCAACUCAUAAGAAAAGACCACAGCCUUCUGCCACAUGUCUACGAUAAUUUCGUGAAGACUGGAACUGUACCCUCGGCCACAAAGAGCAGAGACCUGCUGAAAGAACUUCUCCGAGCUUCUGGUCCCACAUUCCUCAUCCUUGAUGGCGUCGACGAGUGCGACGGGAGCCAUCAACGCCAACUUUUGUCAGAGCUUCGCGCCCUUCUCCUCCCAAACAAGAACACCGAAGAGGGCCAACUGGCCUUCAAAAUCCUGAUCUGCUCCCGAGAAACAAAGGAGAUUGUGUCGAGUCUUAGGAAGGUGCCUCAAGUGCUUUUGACUAAGGAAAAGGCUAGCUUGUCGAAAGAUAUUACCUUGUUCGCCAAAGAAAGCCUCUCCCCUCUGAGAGGCCGAUUCAAUGACCCGGUGGUUGACGAGAUUGAGCAAACUGUAGUGGAAAAAGCCGACGGAAUGUUUCUGUGGGUGCAACUUGUCCUAAAAAUGCUAUUUGAACAACAUAGUGUGGAGGACCUGAGACAAACAUUGGAUGAACUGCCCUCAGAGCUUCCGGGAAUAUAUGCCUCGAUACUCAAACGUUUACACGGUGCUUGUAACGGACAACAAAAAGUCGAGUUGCAACAUAUUCUCGGCUUGUUGACCUUUUCUUAUCGUCCGCUGAAGGUGCAUGAGUUGUGUGACCUUGUCGCCUUCCGGAAGCGAGAUUCGCUCAAUGACAAUACCAAGCUCCACAAAAGCAUUCUGGAUAUUUGCAAACCGCUCCUGGAGGAACAUGAAGACCACACUGUCCGCUUAGUACACUUUUCUGCUAGAGAGCAAGUAUUUUCACGUCGUGAGAAUACCGUGACGCUGACUUUUGUCAGAUUCCUUUUGCAUGAACACAGUGGCCCUUAUCUUCACCGUCAGAAAAUCCAUCUCAGUAUCACGCAGUCAUGCAUUCGAUAUCUGAUAACCUGCACUCCUUUUACCAUGGAGUCUCUAACCCUCCGAGUCAAGGCCGAUGUUGUAAAAGGAUUUCACGAUAUAUUUCCGUACGUGGAUCAGUUCUGGACAAUGCACUUGACCGAGUCCUUUAGAGCUGUGUCAGGUCCCAUGUCAGCAGAGAAUAUUCAUGCACAGCGAGAGAUUCAGCACCUCCUUCUUACACUGCUGAGAGUGUUCCACAUAUCUGGGUUAGACCGAGUAUAUGAGGAGCAUUGUGGGCCCGGCUUUCCAGAGUCGCGGACUAUGCGAUCACAGGUCUUGACUCCUGGAGAACUACCGGAACCUAUCAUUCGUCACAUUGAAUUCAAGAAGAGGAUGAGGAUAAAACCGGCAGACCCCAAUCCGAACACUGUCUGCGUGAAGGCACCCACUGUGCAAGAUAUCUCGAAGGAUCCAAUAUCGCUCAUCCUUGCGUUCAAUCGCUUUCAAGAAGAGUUUGAGUCUUUGCUGGCCCAGGAACCAUCCGCCCUGGGUGUUGAAGUUGGUCUCAGCCUCGCCGAGAUACUCGACUUCAGGACUCGCCAUAGCUCUGGGGCAUACCUCUGCCGCUGGCGGAGAUGUGUGUGGGCGUCAGCCGGAUUUUCCAAUGCGGUGGACCGAUCAACCCACGAAUUGAGCCACGAACAACGAUUCCGAUGUCAUGAUUUCGCUUGCGACUUUGCCGUGCGAGGAUUCACUUCCAAGGCUGCCCUUCGCAAGCACGUUGAAAAGUAUCAUACCGUUCUGGAUGACAUCGUCCUUCCCCGUUUUCCUAGGAAUCAGCCUUUGGCGAAAACUACGUUCUACGCGGAUAACCCUCCAGGUACCAAGCGGACGGCUCCUGCUUCUACAAUCUACAAACUCCCAAAUACUGGGCCUGACUCCAGACCGCAAAUUUCAACCUCUGGCAGUGGACUUGACAAUUCUCCUGCAUCUCCUUCUCCUUUCGACUCUGAGCACAUAGAUCUUUGGCAAGGUCGUUGGAAAGAUCUAUUCCAUCCUGAUCUAUUCCCUCCUGGGCGUAUCUCAAAUCCAAGCGACGGGCUCUUUCGACGUCCUGGAUCGCCCGAGUUCCUCAAGCCUCCUGAGCCUAUCUUAAGCCCAAGCGACGUGCUCUUUCGACGCCGCAAAUUGGCUUCGACACCCGCGCCGGCACCUGUUCGGUUGCCUUCGUAUGAUUCAUUUUACCCCUACGAAUCAUCUCCGAAGGGUCUAACGCGCUCACCCGGCGUACCGGCACGCCCAGAACGACCAGAAGUACCCUAUGUGCAAUUUGCAAUGCACGUGAGACCACAGUUGGAAGCCGACGACUACCCUCCCGAGCAAAUCCCUGCUCGUAUCCAGGCCGAGUGGGAGGGUCUCAGCGCACAUAACAAGAAGCUAUGGGACGACAGGUAUUAA